CCGCCUGGAGGGAGCGGCACUGCCGCCCGUCCUCCCGCUCCUCCUCCCCACACCCCCCUACUCCUCCUCCCGCCGGAGCGAGCGAGCGAGCGAGCGAGAUGGCGGCCGCCGGGGCUAUGGCAAAGCACGAGCAGAUCCUGGUUCUUGAUCCGCCCACCGACCUCAAAUUCAAAGGUCCCUUUACAGAUGUAGUAACUACAAAUCUCAAACUACGAAAUCCAUCAGAUAGGAAAGUAUGCUUCAAAGUGAAGACCACAGCACCUCGUCGGUACUGUGUGAGGCCAAACAGUGGAAUUAUUGACCCAGGAUCAUCUGUAAUUGUUUCAGUAAUGCUGCAGCCUUUUGACUAUGACCCAAAUGAGAAGAGUAAACACAAGUUUAUGGUACAAACAACCUAUGCACCACCAAAUAUUACAGAUAUGGAGGCAGUGUGGAAAGAAGCAAAACCUGAUGAAUUAAUGGACUCCAAAUUGAGAUGUGUGUUUGAAAUGCCCAACGAAAACGAUAAACUGAAUGACAUAGAUGCAAACAAACCCGCCCCAGUCUUGAGUACAUCUAAGCAGGAUGGCCCGAUGCCAAAAUCACAUAGUGUUUCACUUAAUGACACCGAAACAAGGAAGCUGAUGGAGGAGUGCAAAAGACUUCAAGCAGAGAUUAUGAAGCUGACGGAUGAAAACCGACACCUGAGAGAUGAAGGCUUGAGGCUCAGAAAGGUAGCGCACUCGGAUAAAUCUGGAUCCCCCACAGCUUUGGCCAUCAGAGAUAACGGCUCCAAUUCUCUUCCUUCACUUCUUGUUGUAAUUGCAGCCAUUUUCAUCGGAUUCUUUCUAGGGAAGUUCAUCUUGUAGAAAGAAUGAGUGACAGAAGCAUGCAAAAUGCAGCUUCUUUAUUUUUUUUCCUCUUUUUUUCCUCUCUUUUUUUUUUCUCUCCUUUUUUUUUUUUUUUAAAUUUCUUCCUUUUAUUUUCUCGUUUUGUUUUGUUUUCCUUUUGUUUUGUUUUUUCUUGGCCAGAAAAAGCUUUGUUUACCUACCACUUGAUUGGUAGUAUGGCCCAAGUGGCCAUUGUUUGUUUGUUCUGGUUUGGUUUGUUUUUUUUUUGUGUACAGUAUCAUAACAGGCUUUGCCUUUAAUGAUCUCGCACGGUUAGAAACCACCAAUCUGACAAGACAAACUGGUUGGCUCCUGGACAAAAUUGUACAUUAAGUCAUCAAUAGCAGGUGUCAGUUGCACAGUCAGUCCUUUAUGAGAAGUUCAUCAGCAAAAAAGAAUUGUUCUUUUCUUUCUGUGGUUUUAAUAAGAAUUCAGAAAUCUGUUCAGAGUCUUGUAAAUGUUAUUUUAAUAAUCCUUUCAAAUUUUAUCUGUUGCUGUUACCUCUGGAAAACAAACAAACAAACAAAUGAUUUAUUAGAUUGCUAAUCCCACUCAUUCAGGAAUAUGACAAAGAGGUGUUCUGGGGGGAAAUGGUGCCUCUUACUGUGUAAAUUUUCUCCUUACCUUACUUUGCUAAUACCACAGCAGAAUUUCUUUUCUUAUUCCUUGUGAGGCAUUGUUGAGAGUUCUUCAUCCUUCCAGUCAUGUCCCAUCCUAUUUAACAUUACAAAAGAAAUAAAAUUGUUAACAGAUUAUUUUUUUUUCUGCUGGAUAGCCUGUUUGUGUGUGUCAUACUUUUAGGAGGGGUUCCUAACAAGUUCAUUGUUCAUGGUAAUUUACUACUUGUAACAAGUGGCUAUUUCGAAGUUGAUUUGCUUAAGUCUCUGGCUUAGACUGUUGUAAUUGAAGCUUGGGGGUUUAAAACAAAAAAGAAAGAAAAAAAAAAUUGGUUUCCAUUCCAUUUGUUUAAAAAUAAAUGAAUCUGUUUUCUGGCUGUUUUCAGCUACAGAGAGGAUGGUUAUCAACCUUGUUUGGGGACAGUAAUUUGGAUAUCCAGCAGGUAUGAAUACCAAACACAAAUGUUUUCAGUAUAUUAACACCAUGCUUGGAUUGUGUGGAAGUAUAAUAAUGAACCUUCUGUUCCACCUUUGGAUCUUCUGGGUGUCUUCCAGGAGUCAUCAUUGUUCUUUGGCUUCUAGGGGUUACCUAAUUCACAUACAUGAGCUUAACUGGGUUUGUAAUUCUGUUGUGGCAGGCACUGAAAUUCAAAUCGAACCAUUCAGGCACCCACAGUGAAUUUGGUGAUGCAGAAGAGUUGAUAAUUGCUGAGUGAGCCUCAGCUGCUCACCUUUUGAAAAGGAAAAUCCUUUUGGUGCAGCUCUUGGCAGAUCUACCUGUGUUUAGCCAUGUACAGCUAAGUUUUACAGAACACCUUGUUUGGGGGUCUGAAAUGCUUCCCUGCACUUAAUCUUACGUCUCGCCUCAGCUGAGUAUGUCAUAAAACCAAACAACAUUGAAGCAAAACACUCCCUAUGCUUCUGACUCCUCCAAUCCAGGGGGUUUCUUGUCAACUGAAAAAUUGUGGAAAGGAAGGGGGCAUACUCCUGCAAGCAAAAUUGUGUGUGCUGACUUGGGCAGCUUGACUGGAUGUGGUGCAGCUAAGUGUGUUAGACCUCGAUAUACGCACACAUUGUGUAGCUGACAGACGUGUUGUGGAGAAGAUGUACGUGAUCUUGGUUGCCUUUUGAUUUCCAGUGCUCUUUUCUUUCCUUCUUUAAAGAGAACAAAACUCAUAAUUACAUCACAUUCUGUCAUUGCUCUCGGUGAUAACAUCUUUUAUACCAUCUUGCCUGUGUGCAAGGAAGAUGAUGAAGAAAAUGCAAAUACUGCUUAUCUUUGCACUUGAGCAUGCAAGCACAGAUGUUCUCAAUUACUUGUUCCAGUGUCUGCAUUCAAGCCUCCUUCCAUCCCAGUGACUGGAAAAAAAAACAACAAAACAACAUGUGAAGAGGUCUUGAUUAUUUUGGUUCCACUGGUUCAGAAUGAUGUAAUAAUCCUCCUGCUGUAUAUUUUUUUUUCCUUCCUUCCCCCCCCCCUCCCCGCCCCGUAACAGAACAUUGCCACAUCAAAAGCUUUCAUAGCCUAUUCCCGUGUGGAAAAUACAAAGCAGUAGUGUGCAGGAUGUAGUUUGCUUCAGACAGAGCACAGUUAUUCCUGUGUUGAAGGGGGAGGGGUGAAAAAAGUGAAAUCAAUCCUCUGGAAGAUGUGAAAGCCCUUUAGAACACAGCACAUGGAGGUUUUCAAGGGUAGCUAGCACUUGGAGAACGAAAAAGAGUCAUCUCUUAGUGCAGCUUACUCCAAUUUUGCUGUCUGGUGGCAGAAAUAAGACAAAACAAAGAACCCUAAAGUCAGAUUAAAAUAACUCUUCUCACAACUACCAAAAACAGCUGAUGGUAAAACAUGAACAUGGUUUGAGUAGCAUUUUCAACGUGAAAAGCGUGCUGCGGUCUCGUCACCAGUGUACUUACUAAUGGCAUAAGGAGACUGUCUUGAUGUCCAGUAAUCCCUUCCUAGCUGUAUAUAAAAUGUAAUGCUAAACAAAAACAAAAUAAUCAAAACUCUUUGCUCUCAGGAGUCACUUUGGAUGAGAUCAACUGUAUUCAGUGAAAUUCUGUACUAUGGAUUAAAUUGUUUGUCUUUGUUCCUGAAA
Molecule: messenger RNA, 3579 nt
Organism: Pogoniulus pusillus (Red-fronted tinkerbird)
Lineage: Eukaryota; Metazoa; Chordata; Aves; Piciformes; Lybiidae
Gene: VAPA
Product: VAMP associated protein A
Exons: 6
Coding region: 99-848 (249 amino acids)
Biological process (GO): neuron projection development
Cellular component (GO): endoplasmic reticulum membrane; plasma membrane
Molecular function (GO): FFAT motif binding
Source: RefSeq, a predicted model, not a curated record